AUGUCUUCUAUCAAACAUGAACUUGUGUUAAGUGCAUUAAAAGUUAUUAGACCAACAAAAUAUUUAAAAAGUCUUGUUGUUUCUGCUAUAUGUUUAGGUGAAGGAAAAAGUAUUGAAAAUAUUUAUGUUGAAGAAUUAACAAAACAAUAUGGUAAAGAUGUAGCAAAAAAUUCUGAAAUUGAAUAUACUAGAGAUAUUAAUUCUUUAUUUAAUAAAAAAUAUUCUGAUAAAGAUUUAAUUAUUUUAUGUGAUAUUAUAACAAAUAAUUAUUCUAAUGAAAAAAAUUUUAACUGUGAAGAACUCUUUGAUGCUACAAUUAGUUGUUUAAAAGAAAAUGGUUAUAUAAUUAUUAAAGAAAAUUUACGUCGACAUGAAGGUCCACUUUUAACUAGAAUUAAUAAAUUUCUUCAAGAAAGUUAUUUAAUUAAAUUUUAUGAAAUGAAUCAAAUAAAAUAUUCUAUUUAUAUGGAAGGAAAUUUCUUAGAUAUUUAUUGGAUAUUAAGAAGAGAAGAUAAAACAUUUACUGAUAAAAAAAAAUUUCAUUUUUUUAAUUUUAUUGAGGAAUAUAGUUUAUUAAAAGCAGAUGUUAAAACUUUUGCUGGAAAAGAAUUUUUUCAUUUUAUUGAUUAUAAUGAAAAAGAACAUUGGAACCUUUUAGAUAGAUUUGAAAAAUUAAAAAGUGGUUCAUUAAUGUUACAGAUUGGAUUUACUUAUUUACAUCUUCAAACUGUUGUUAGAUAUAACAAUAUUCUUUUUUUAAUGAGUCCCUAUACAGAAACAAUAAUUGAUAAUCUUUUAUAUAAUCAACGUGCUAAAGAUAAUAGAAUAUUUUAUAUGUUAGCUAAUUUUCAUCUAUGUAUUUUUCCAUCUAACUAUUAUGAUAUUAUAUUUGUACCUAAUUUUCUCCAUUACAAUGAAGAUUAUGAAAGAUUUUUUAAAAAUUCUUAUAAUUGUUUAAAAAGUGGUGGUGAAAUAUUAAUAACAACUUUAGUUAUUGGUCCAGGAUCCCAAAAUCAAGAAUUUGAUGGAAUAGUUAAAUUUCAUAAAUUAUAUCUUAAAUCAAAAAAAGAAAUUAUAACUUUUAUGGAAAAAAAUGGUUUUUCUGAUAUUGAAAAUGAACAAAUGACAAAUAUAUUACUUAUAAAAAUAAAAAAAAUAUUAGAAAAUGAACCAAGUACUUUUACAAAUAAAAAAGCAACUUUUUUAAAUACAUAUAUUCAUUCUAAAAACCUUGAAUUUAUUUUAUUUUAUGAAAAUAUUAAAUAG
Strongyloides ratti is the source of this 1266-nucleotide messenger RNA. RefSeq lists its product as hypothetical. Bases 1 to 1266 code for a protein of 421 amino acids. The transcript is spliced from 2 exons. NCBI's taxonomy places the organism in Eukaryota, Metazoa, Nematoda, Chromadorea, Rhabditida, Strongyloididae. The record is from RefSeq and is a predicted model, not a curated record. Gene Ontology annotation, molecular function: S-adenosylmethionine-dependent methyltransferase activity.